CAUGGCUGAUGCGGCAAUUGAAAAUGAUCCAGACGCUGGUGAAUACUCUGUGGAACGUAUCGAAGACAAGCGGGUUAUAAAUGGCAAGACUGAAUACUACCUUAAGUGGAAAGGUUAUCCGCGUAGUGAAAACACAUGGGAACCAGAAGAGAAUCUCGACUGUCCAGAUCUAAUUGCAGCCUAUGAGGAGUCAAUUAAACCCAAAAAACCCGAAGCAAAGAAACGCUCAUCCACGGCACCCGGCGGUGAGCAAAAAACUAAACGAAAACUAGCCGAAGAGGAAAAAGAUAAUCGCAAAACAGUUGGCUUUGAUCGUGGCCUGGAACCAUCGAAAAUUCUGGGUGCCACCGAUUCCUCGGGCGAACUAAUGUUCCUUAUGAAAUGGAAGGGCAGCGAUGAGGCAGAUUUGGUACCCGCGAAACAGGCCAAUGUACGCUGUCCCCAAAUUGUCAUACAAUUCUAUGAGGAACGGCUCACCUGGCACACACCCAGUACCGACGAUGACAAAAUCUCCUCCAGCAAGGAGAAUUCAGCAGCUGAUUAGGCC
Molecule: messenger RNA, 547 nt
Organism: Musca vetustissima
Lineage: Eukaryota; Metazoa; Arthropoda; Insecta; Diptera; Muscidae
Product: chromobox protein homolog 1-like
Exons: 3
Coding region: 2-544 (180 amino acids)
Biological process (GO): negative regulation of transcription by RNA polymerase II; chromatin organization
Cellular component (GO): pericentric heterochromatin; nucleus
Molecular function (GO): chromatin binding
Source: RefSeq, a predicted model, not a curated record